CCCUCCAAAUCAUUGGAUUCAGGUGUUCCAAUCCCCUCCAUGGACACAGGUGUAUACAAUUGCUGCAUGGGUCACUCUCAGGAGCUCAGUGACUCCAAGCGUGGUCCCAUGAUAGGUUGCCACCUGGGCAAUAAGUUCAUCCAUGACAUUUCCUGGCUACUAAAUAUUCCACGCUCAGCUGUUAGUGGGAUUAUAGCAAAGUGGAAGCAACUGGGAACAACAACAAAUCAGCCACCAAGUGGUAGGCCACGCAUGCUGAAGCGCACGGUGCGCAGAAGUCACCAACUGUCUGCAGAGUCAAUAGCUAAAGACCUGCAAACUUGGUGUGGCCUUCAGAUUAGUACAAAAGUGCAUAGAAAGCUUCAUGGAAUGGGUUUCCAUGGCUGAGCAGCUGCAUUCAAG
Molecule: messenger RNA, 402 nt
Organism: Staurois parvus
Lineage: Eukaryota; Metazoa; Chordata; Amphibia; Anura; Ranidae
Source: the annotation of a GenBank genome assembly